CAAUCGUGACCUAAUUGACAAGGCAGCCGUGGAGUUUUGUAUGAACUUCAACACAAAAAUCAACAGAAAGAAGCUGGUGCGAGCUCUGUUCACAGUCCAUCGAACAAGGUAUGAUCUGCUACCAUUUUAUGCUCGGCUGGUGGCAACUUUGUACCCUUGCAUGCCUGAUGUUGCAAAUGAGUUGGUGCAGUAUGUCAAGAGUGACCUUCGCUGGCACAUAAGGAAAAAAGAUCAGAUCAAUAUUGAGUCCAAAUUGAAGACAGUUCGCUUUCUUGGUGAGCUAGUCAAGUUCAAGAUGUGUCCAAAGAGUGAAGCCCUGCACUGUUUAAAGAUGCUGAUGUUUGAUUUUUCACACCACAACAUAGAGAUGGCGUGUGCUCUUUUGGAAACUUGUGGCCGUUUUCUGUAUCGUUCACCCGACUCUCACUACAGAACCAAAGUCUACCUGGAUGUUAUGAUGAGGAAAAAGGUAGCACUUCAUCUAGAUUCUCGUUAUGAGACAAUGGUGGAGAAUGCUUACUUCUACAGUAAUCCUCCAGAUACUGCUCAGACAGGUCGACCAGAACGGCCCCCAAUGCACAACUACAUCCGACGCCUGUUGUACAAAGACCUCUCAAAGAUUACCACAGAGAAGGUUUUAAGGCAAAUGAGAAAGCUAAAUUGGGAUGACCCAGAGAUUGCUUUUUAUGCAACAAAAUGUUUGACAGCAGUUUGGAAUAUCCGUUUCAACUCCAUACACUGUGCCGCAAAUCUCUUAGCUGGCAUUGCACCCUACCAUGAGCAUGUGGCUAUUCAAGUGGUGGAUGGAGUCCUUGAAGACAUCAGACUGGGUAUGGAGAUCAAUCAUCCAAAGUUUAAUCAACGAAGAGUCAGUUGCAUCAAGUAUUUGGGUGAACUGUAUAAUUACCGUAUGGUGGAAUCAGCUGUUAUUUUCAAAGUCCUUUACUCUCUCAUUACCUUCGGUGUUUCUCUUGACGCCUCGGCUUCCCACCCACUGGACCCUCCAGAGCACCUACUGCGCCUGCGUCUAGUCUGUGUUCUGCUGGACACGUGUGGCCAGUACUUUGACAAGGGGUCAAGUAAGAAGAAGCUGGACUGUUUUCUAACCUUUUUUCAGCGAUACUACUGGUUCAAGAAAUCACUGUCAGUCUGGAAAGAAGAUCAUCCCUUUCCAGUAGAUUUGGAGAACAUGCAGCAUGAUACAUUUGAAGCUAUAAGACCCAAAACACGUCUCUUCUCUAGUCUGGACGAGGCUCAGGAAGCUGUGCAGGUUAUCCAAGAUGAGUAUAAAGCCAAAAUAGCUGGCCUGCUGCCAAUUGUAGAGGAGGACCUUGAGGCAGAAGAUGAAUGUGAAGAGGCAUCAAGCAUAGCUGAGAAUGAGGAAGAUGAAGAACUGUCACAAAAUUUGUCUCAGGUUCGACUUACAGAUGGUUCAGGUACACAGGAUAGUGACCCCAGCCAGGAAGAAGAGUCAGGGCUGAGUACUGGAAGUCAAGAGAGAGAGAUUGAAGAUGGUCAAGAGUCAGAAGACUUUGAUGAGAAUGACACCUUGGACUCUGCAGGUGAAGAUGGCCAUGAGGACAAGGUAACAGUUUUAUCUGGUCGGCCAAAACUAGUUCCAUGUCCUGAAGAUGAGGAUUUCUUGGCAGCGUUUGACAAGAUGAUGGCAGAAAACAUCCAGAUGAGAACACAAGAGUCGCUGAAGGUACCUCAGCUGGACAUUGCUGUACCUAUGCACCUCCGCGGUAAAAAUAAAAAAUCAGUUGGAGUUACCUGUCCUUUAUCACUUGGUGGCCCAGCUCCAGCACCAGCACCAGCACCAGCCAAAGAAGAAGAAAAUACCGUCAGCUUUGUGCUGAUGACAAGACGCGGCAAUAAACAGCAGCUGACCAACUUAGAGGUACCAGUCACAGCCUGUUUUGCCACAAAGUUUAGAGAGCGAGAAGAGGCUGAACGUAUGGAGAAAGAGAGGAUGAAGCAGAUGGUCCUAAAUAUUCAUGAACGCCAGGAAGAGGAAGACUAUCAAGAAAUGUUGGCAUCACUAAAUCGAUCACCUCCAUCCAACCUGAACCGUGAGCGCAGAGUUCGCUACCAGCAUCCAAAAGGAGCACCCGAUGCAGAUCUGAUCUUUGGCUCAGGCCCAAAAUAAGUUAUUGUGUAACAGUCAUUGACCAAGGGCUUGUGAACUGUCUUGUUGCUUCUUCAACACUUGCAUCAAGAAAAGAACAGCAACUACAGCCAGACUUGUGUUUCUGCCCAUGCCAACUGGCACGCAUGUUGCAGUGGACAUGGAAUCUGACAAUCAAGAAUAACAACUUGUCUGUCAGAGAGUUUGGUGACAGGAAGUUUAAAAAAUGAGAGAUCCAAGUCAUUAAAGGUAUAAUUACCAGACAUAAGAUAAUAGUCGACACUAUCUGCUCAUAAAGUUGUUUCAUAUGAUGGUGUACAAGCUUUUUGUGUUAUGGCUACCUGCGGAAGCUGGGUAGAGGAGCUACAGGUCACAUGACCUGGAGGAUUUGGCAGCUGCAGCUGUGAACUUCUCACAGUAUUCAGGGUCUUGAAACAGAUGAGAUGAUCUGGAGGUUGAAAAUGGGCUUUAGAAAAAAAAUCUCUGUAGACAGUCUAGAAAAGAUGAAAAGCUGUGCAUAAUUACUGAUUGCAGAGACACCUGGAUAAUAGGUGUGAAUCCAUGCACACAGAAGCUAGAAUGAGUAGUUUUAAUAUUGAGCCACAGCUUUCAAAAGCAGUGGUGAAAGUACUCAAAGACAGUAUUGAAACUUUCAUUACACCCUGUUUGAAAAUUCAUACCAAAUAAUAGCUAUUUGGGCAACUGUGUUGUGUUGUGCUUGAUGUCUAAUGGAAGAAAUAAAAAUACAAAGUCAAGAAGA
Pomacea canaliculata is the source of this 2888-nucleotide messenger RNA. RefSeq names its product regulator of nonsense transcripts 2-like. Gene Ontology annotation, molecular function: protein binding; RNA binding. The record is from RefSeq and is a predicted model, not a curated record. NCBI's taxonomy places the organism in Eukaryota, Metazoa, Mollusca, Gastropoda, Architaenioglossa, Ampullariidae. Gene Ontology annotation, biological process: nuclear-transcribed mRNA catabolic process, nonsense-mediated decay. Gene Ontology annotation, cellular component: cytoplasm; exon-exon junction complex.